This is a messenger RNA of Nilaparvata lugens (brown planthopper), 11917 nucleotides long. RefSeq lists its product as uncharacterized. The transcript is spliced from 7 exons. The record is from RefSeq and is a predicted model, not a curated record. Lineage: Eukaryota; Metazoa; Arthropoda; Insecta; Hemiptera; Delphacidae. Bases 521 to 2851 code for a protein of 776 amino acids. Gene Ontology annotation, biological process: nucleocytoplasmic transport; activation of GTPase activity. Gene Ontology annotation, molecular function: small GTPase binding; GTPase activator activity. Gene Ontology annotation, cellular component: perinuclear region of cytoplasm; cytosol; nucleus.
GCUUAUACUCAAGCAAGCAGUGAAUUUACACCAAGCUCUGUCUGCUCCUGCUGAAGCCAUCAAAAUCAGAGAUAACACAGCUCGCUGAUGGACAUUACGAAACAUGGACGGUGAGAUCAACCUCAUUGCAGUAUAACACAUUCUCAACUCGCUGAAUUUAAUUUCGAAACAUGGAGUGUGAGAUCAACCUCAUUGAAGUAUAACACAUUUUUAAGUGAGUGAUUUGAAUAUUAUUAAUAAAAUUGAAGGAUGCUUUCAAUAGACCAUUUGAAGGAUACUUUCUAUUGGUCAACCCGAACCUGUAUCGAUACUCCUGGGAUCAUUUUCAGUGCCGUUCGAGGUUGAGCCUAAACUUUUGAGCCAACGAAUUUGCUAGUUUGAUGAUGCACUGGUUACUCGUGUACAUGGACAUGGAAGCAUUAUACGUUUUGAAGUAAUCAUACUCGCUGAAUGUCAUUUCGAAACAUGGACUGUGAAAUAAACCUCAUUGGAGUAUAAAACAUUUUCAAGUUGCACCGAAAUGAAUUACACAGUUAUUACUCAUGAAGCCAUCAUGGCUGACUUGACGCACCAUGAUGGCUACGUUUACCCUCCUCCAAGCGGUGACAUUACUUGCGUGGUGAAUGGUUUCGCGGAUCCAGCAAAAAGGUCACUCUAUGAAUUGAGGAAAAUAGCCGAGUCUCUGAGACAAACCUACGACUAUCCAAAUGCGCAAUUGGAAAUUAUUCAACAAAGUCGUGGCAAUUACCACUACUCGGCCGAGUUCUCUGAUGUUGAAGGUGAUGAAAACAUUAUGCCCAUUCAUCCCAAAGUUCAAUUUGCAGAAAACGCAAUGCGCUUCAUAAUAGACAAGUCGGACUAUAAUUUAAGUGACCUAUUUCAUUAUGGUUUGAAAAGUUUGAGCUCUGUUCUGAAAUAUUCUAAUUUAAGUUCAUUGUAUUUAAGGAAUAACCACAUUACUGGAGAGGUGUGCGAUGAUCUCAUCAGAGACUUGCAAGAAUCACAGAUUGUUACCCUUGAGUUGCCUAGAAUAGACGAGAUCAUCAACAAAAGCUAUGUAUCCAUUAACAAGGGUUCAGAAAUAUUCAUUUGUGAAUACAAUUCAUCAGAAUCGAUUUCACGCCUGGAACAUUGCAGAAAUGUCAAUAGAUUACUUACGCAACUAUUAGAAAACACACAUGUAAAUUCUCUUCACAUUGAUGACGAAAUCUUGAGACUUGACAGUUUUAUAGACACCAAAAUAGUUUCUCUUAGUGUAAGAGAAUGUGAGGAACUAACGAAAAGACUGAAUUGGUUAGAAAAUACUCUGAAAGAUUCUCAAAUCUCCUCUAUUGAUCUAAGUAAAUGUAAAAUAGAUUGUAAGAGCAUGGCGAGGAUCGCAUCGAUUCUGGUAGGCACGAGCAUAACGUCUCUUAAUUUGAGUGCUAAUGAAAUAGGUGUUGUCGGUAUGAAUUUACUAGUGGAUGUCCUAAAAAGCACUCCCAUCCACUCACUUGAUCUCAGUGGAAACGAUUUGAAUUGUGACAGCAUAAUAGUACUCGCUUCUUGCUUGGAGGAUACAAAGAUCACCUUUCUAGACUUAAGAAACAAUCAAAUAGGGAAUGAGGGGCUUAAUUGUUUAGCCAGAAAUCUACGUCAUACCCAAAUUACGUCGAUUGGGCUCGAUGUCAAUUGCGACGGUCUGCAGAUAUUUGCACCCUACUUGAUGAGUACAAAUAUAACAUCUCUUCUCCUGAAUGAUGACAACCUAGGCAACUAUGGGUUGGUUUGUUUGGAAGAUGUUCUAAAAAAUACACAAGUAACUUCAAUCGAAUUCACUAGUUGUAACAUGAAUUGUGAACGCUUGCAGAUAUUUUCACAAUUUCUGACCAGUGGAAAUAUUACAUCACUUAAUUUGAAGGGUAGUUGUUUAGGUAUCGAUGGUAUGCAUUGUCUUGUAAAUAUUCUAAAAAGCACUAGAAUAUCGUCGAUUGAUCUUGGUGAUAACAAAUUAAACUCGGAAAGUUUGAAAAUUUUCCUAUCAUGUUUGGUGGACACAAAAAUCACCGCUCUCUCUUUGAGCGGUAAUCUUUUAGGCUGUGAAGGAACCAAGUAUCUAAUUUCUGUUCUUAAAGACACUCGAAUCACUGCACUAGAUCUCAAAAAUUGUAAUUUAGGAUGUAAUCUUUUGAUGAAUUUCGUAAUGUGUUUGCCUGAAACAGAAAUUAGAUCACUAGAUCUAAGUGGUAACACUAUAUGUUGUAAUAUAUUUUAUCUUGCAUCUGUUCUCAGCAAUACUGAGAUUACGUCGCUCUGUCUAAGUAAUUUUAAAUCUCAUGAUUAUAACCCGGUUCACUUAUUCCGAAACUUGAGAAGGUAUGGAACUUCACUUAGAAUAAAUAAUAAAAAAUUGUGUCUUCUAAGUUUGUGUUAUUUAGGGCGAUCUCUAGGUAGAACAAAGAUCACUUCUCUCCAGCUCAGAGCGAAUCAAAUAGAGAUGGAUGGUUUAAAAAUGUUCUCUCCGGGAUUGGUGGACUCAGAAAUUUUGGAACUUGAUCUCAGUAACAACAAAAUCAACAAUUGUGGUGUAUACUAUCUGUCUCAGGUGCUGAAGCAUACGCGCAUUUGCUCAUUGAACCUAGCAGAAAAUGAAAUUUCCUGUGAAGGUCUCAAAUAUUUGGCAAAGGGUCUUCGGGGCUCUCAGGUAGUAUCACUAAAUUUAUCCUAUAAUUCUAUUGAAAAUGAAGGCUUUGAAUAUUUGACAAAAAGUUUUGUAGGUUCUCGAACCAUUGAAGUUGACUUGACAGGCAAUAUGAUCCAAGGGAGAUCAGCUAGACAGAUUUGUCAAAGAGCUGGCAAAAAAUUGUUCUAGUUACCAUGAAGAAUAGGGCGCUCUUCUGCUAUUACAAUACCUUCAAGAAUCGAAAUUGCUUUAUCGAGAUCACUAUACCUCAGAUCAGUACAAAAAUAGAAUCAGUUGAUCCUUAUGAGGAUUUUGAGAAAAGAUACGUAAACAUCACUGAAAUUGAAAUUUGUGAUGACGUGGAUUGUGAUGACAUAACUCCUGUGCUCGAAAACAACAAUUUUGCCCUUUUUAACAAUCUUGAUACUGUCUGGUUCUUAUUCUGGCCAUAGCAGUUGCCAGAAAAAAUUCCAAGUUCAGUUAUAUUGGCAGGAAUUUCUUUAAGAAAGUAUAACAACAAUGUGCAAACCUCAUCAGGACCCUUCUUCCGAUCACUCUCAUUAUAUACAUACAAUGAACUGGUUUUAUGUUUUAUAUCACUUAUACAAAAUGUAUUAACUGUUAACUGCCUGAGGUAGCAAAGCUCCUGAACUGGGACUUUGAGCAAGGAUAUAUUUUGGAUAUAAUCGAUUGCUACAGACAAAACAUUUUUCUCUAGCUUAGCAUUAUCUGAACGCUCAUGCUGCAGAGCAGAAUAAAAUUUUUUGCUUCUUCUGAUGUUAAUCAUCAGUUCGGCUGCUGAUGUCCUUUUUGCACUGUCAUUCAAGUGUGGAGAUUUCAAUUUGAGCUUAAAUUCCUCACAGGUACAGCAUGUGUCGACCUGCGGCCUCCCAAAACGGUAGUUGUAGUUUUCUAAAAAAAUCUAUAGAAGCUAUAACUUACUUUCAAAUCUGGAUAUUUUUCUGUGUAUAGGUUGAACAUGAUUUUCAAAUUCAAAUCUGUACUGUAAUAUUUUAUAGGUUUUUCACUGUAAUUAGAUUCCUGGAGAGGUAUGGAUUGAAUGUGUUCAUUCACAGCAUUUCUCUAUCAGAGACAGUGAAGCUGAUUGAUUUACCACGUUUGUCUUCUGGGGUAUCACAAUUUCUUUGGAGCUCUCUUAUUCUCCUUAACCUUCUUAUUGUAAUCCCAAACGUAGAUAAAAAGCUUUCAUACAUACUUCAGUUUUGUCGAGCCUACAAGCAAAGAAUAGCUGAAAGAAGAUGCAUUUAUCCGUGGUGUUUCAACUCGAGGUCACCUUCUUGUAACUACUUCAACAUCAAUCAAUCCAUAGAGAUAAUAAAGGUCUUGCUCAUCUUUUGACCGUAGAUCGUGGAAUUUAGAAAAAAUCAAGUUAAUGUUGUCUUCUCCAAUAGAUUCAAGACAUUUUUCUUGCACCUGAAAAAGAAAAAACAAUGCUUGAAAAACUGUAGUCUGCAAAAGGUUGUAAUUAAUACUCAUCACAUCCAGUGCAAUACUCCUCUCUUUAGCUGCAGCAUGAAAGAAUGUUUGGUUCUAAGGUGAAAGUUGAUUUGAGCAGUUAGUUGAGACAAAUAAAAACCUUUCAAGAGAAAAGUUACUGGACCAGUAAAGAGAAAUUUAGUUCAGAUCACUGGAUUAUUCAUAAAAAUAAUCAAGUCUAUGGUGAUUUAUCAAGUUGAAUAUUUCUUUUAUCCAGGUCUAAAACUAUCAACAUUUAAAAUUCUCAUUUUAAUGAUUUUUAAAUAAAAAUUGCACUGAUAUUUGUUUUGAGAAAACUGUGACUAUAUUUUCAAUGAAAUAAACAGAACAAAAAAUGAAGAAACAGCAUUUACCCUCAAGAGAGUUUUGGCUUUUCAGCAACAACAGUAGUUCCUCUAUGGUUGGUGUAGGUAUCUUCUUUCAAAAUAGCUUUCUUUAUUACAUUUCUUUUGUACUCACUCGGAUUAUACAUUUUCUUUAACCGGCUGCCUUCUUCAGAAACAUUUACAUCUAUUUCCUCAGUUUCACUCAUUUCAAAAAAAUUCUUACUAAUUGUUUCUAAGAUCAAACACUAUGCAGGCUAGAAACUGCUUGAAAACAUCAAACACCGAGAUAACCUGAAAUAUUACCUUCAGCAGAAGCAAAGAAUGAGAGUUGAGUCAGCUGUGAAACCAGGGCUGCCAAUAGAUUUUUUUUGAAAUGGCGUCAGUCCUGGAUUGAUGCCCUUUUAACAAAAACUCAGAUAUAUGGAAGGCUAUAGCAGCUGUUAUAUCAAAUGGACUGAUGCCAUUUCAACAUUAAACAGAAGCUUCAGGAAUGUAGUUUCAAAAUCAACCAAAAAAGUGAAAAUGUCAAAAAAAUGGACUGAUGCCCUUUUAACUAAACUGCAUUUAUUUGGUAACUGUGCUUCAUGGACUGGCACCUCAAAGAGAGGUGACAUCCUCACGGGUUUGGGUCUCAGUGAGCCGCCAAACACCACUAUAAUGCCGACGAUAAAUACUGGGGAAGAACUAGGUGCCCAUAGCCAGGACCCUGAUGUAUGGCUAUCCCUCUCUACCAGAUGCAAAUAAGCCCCUAUCACCUCUCCAUUCAGUAGGUCAUUUGGAGACAAAGUGGCCAGGUCUCCCUCACUCACUGAUAGGGUUGGUCUCAGGACUUCCAUGCUCUAUAGGCAGGGACAAACUAUAUUAAAAAGGGUUACACCACAUAUUUCUUCAAGUCUUUGAAAUGCGCCUUGCCGCUGUAGUCCCACCAUCCCUGGAAAGUGAAUAUAAGUUUGGGCCAAUCCUAGCAGUGACCAGGUAGAGCCCAUCAUAUUUCACAGCAAACGAUCACUGACUCCAAAGUUUACCUCCCGCCUCCUCAAAUUGAAAUACCUUGCCUGACUCUCAGAUGCUAAUUGAAGAUUCUUGUUGCACUGCUCAUUCAGGACAUUAAAUUUCUUCAUCCAGUCCAUCAAACUCGCAUCCAAUCCUUGGAGCCCCCCCUCCCUACUCAAUUCCAAAGUAGUGAAUUUCAUAGGAUGGCAUUUAUUUGUAGCAGAGGGUAAGCAUCAUUCAGUUGUCGCAUAUCUAUACAGAAUCUGUACUUUCCAGAAGGCUUACUGGUGAGUACUACAGGAGAACUCCAUGGGCUGCUAGAUGGCUGAAUCACUCCUUCCUCCAACAUCUAAUUCUGUGUCAAUGAUACUUUGCAUUGCAGGAUUCUGUGGGUAGUACCUCUGUUUUAUUGGUUCCUUUUUCUUCAGUUUUAUGUGGUGUUCUGCCAAGUGGAUUCUUCCUGAACAGGUCUCAAACUUGGGUAACUCGACGGUGAGAAAGACUUCCAGUUGCUUCUGUUGUUCCCUAGUAAGCUCUUCAUCUUCUUCUGUGCCAACAUUGCCAUAUACUCCUUUACCCAUGUUUAUCAGCUGUAGAUGGGUAAUAAUAUCCAUCCCUAGGAUAAUAGGAGCUGAAAGUUUAGGGAGGAGAGCUUAAGUAAUUUCAUGGCACUCUGCCUCAAAUUCACAAUUCAAAGUUUACUGUUUUCUUAUUUAAGUGCAGCCCUUAUCUACCAUCAAUAUCUAGAUUCUGGUUUUCUGAGGACUAACUACAUGUUUCUCCAAGUGUGCAGCAAUGUCAGCAUCCAUCAGUGAAAUCACUGCUCCUGUGUCCACCAGUGCACUGAACUACUUCCCAUAUAUUUGCAGUUCACAUAUGGAUGGGGGUCAGUAUGCUUUUUAGUGUAGUCUACUUUGCAGAAGCUCUUCACUUUUUCCAGCCAUGACUGCCAUUCCUCAGAGGUUCUUAGUGUGCAUUGUUCUGUUCCCAGAAUGAAGUUGAACUAGGUUUUCCUAAGUCCCUUGCAUGUUUCCCGAAUCCUCACAAGAGCAGGAAAGUGUUCUCACCCAUGGCUUCUUGCAGUAGUAGCAAUGUAUUUCCUUGGGUGCCCAGCUAUUUUUAUAUAGAUGCCCUCUCUUGUUGCAUUUCCAACCAACAUACUCCUUAGUCAGUUGACCCUCCAAAUUUGGUUUAGCACUGGUCUCCUUUGGAGUUGCUGCUUAGCUAUUUGCUGUAUUUGAGAUGUCGGUCCUAGGACUACUUCCAGAGUUCUUGGUCUCCUUGGUUGACUUGGUGCUUGUGUCCCCUUCAACAUUUGAAACAUAGGUCUGCAUGGGUGGUCAGGAUAGGCUGUCACAGCAACCAAUUCUUGGCUUGAAUUAGGUGGAGGUUGGCAAUUCCAUUUUUUGUAUAAAUCUCAUACUGGCUAACCUUGUCAAUUAUGCAAGGCUGCUGAAGUCCUCCAUCCUCACAAACAGCUUAAAUCUUGGGUGUAUAUUGAUAUACAUUCUCUCAAUUUUCUCCACUCCGCUAAGUCCUCCUCAUCUCCACACCAAUGUGUUAAGAGCUACUCCAUAGUCACUGUACAUCUCAUCUUCUCCUUGUGUGCAUCUCCGGACCUCAUCAUCCAACUGCCGGUGGUAUCAUUGGGGGAAGUACUAUUGUCGAAAAUUACUCAGGAGUUCUUCAAAUGUGAACCACAUGGUCUUCGGGGCUCUCAGGUAGCAUCACUAAAUUUAUCAUAUAAUUCUAUUGAAAAUGAAGGCUUUGAAUAUUUGACAAAAAGUUUUGUAGGUUUUCGAACCAUUGAAGUUGACCUGACAGGCAAUAUGAUCCAAGGGAGAUCAGCUAGACAGAUUUGUCAAAGAGCUGGCAAACAAAUUGUUCUAGCUACCAUGAAGUAUAGGGCGCUCUUCUGCUAUUACAAUACCUUCAAGAAUCAAAAUUUCUUUAUCGAUAUCACUAUACCACAGAUCAGUUCAAAAAGAGAAUCAGGUGAUCCUUAUGAGGACUUUAAGAAAAGAUGUAUUACAAAACUAAUUUUUCUGGAGGAUUAUGUUACAAAUUUAAAAAAUGAGUUUCAAAACGUAAACAUCACUGAAAUUGAAAUUUGUGGUGACGUGGAUUGUGAUGACAUAACUCCUGUGCUUGAAAACAACAAUUUUGCUAAAUGAAGAAAAAUUGGAAAAACCUUAGCUUAUAUCUUGGGUUUAUAUUGAGAUAGAUUCUUUCUAUCUUCCCUACUCCACUAAGUCCUCCUCAUCUCCACACCAAUGUGUUGAGAGCUUCUUCAUGGUCACUGUAUGUCUCAUCUUCUCCUUGUGUGCAUCUCCGGAUUUCAUCAUCCAACUGCCUGUAGGUAGCAUGUAGGCUUCCACCAACUCAUCCAGUCUUUCCAGGAACGAGAUUGCAUCACUGCUUGGCUUCUCAUCAAACAUGAGGUUCCAUUUUCGUACUGUUGAGCACACUGACGCCUUGUCUUCAUCUUCCCCAACAGCAAAAGCUCGUUCUGCUCUGUAUAUGCCAUGUGGACUUUCCCUGUGGACCUGUCUCACUUCUGGAGGGCUGAAAAUUUGUUGACGCCCACCUUGCAUGGAGGGCAUGAAUUGCUCAUGAGGACCAGAGUAAUAACACAGCACUGUAUCACAAUCUCCUCCAUCUGCAUCAUGGAAGGAGGGAGGACCAUGGCUUGGUCUGUUGCAAAGUUGGAAUUUGUUCCUGAUCCUGGGUAUCCAUUGAAGGUUCUGGCUCCUUGCCAAAGUACCUCAAGGCACUAAGAGCUUAUUUGACUUCUUGAUAGUCUACAUAUGGAGGUAAGCCCAGAAUUUCCUUGAUGGCAUCCACCUCCUGGUUCGUGAAUCCACCCACAUUCUGAAUAGCUGUAGAUCCUUCUGCUAGUGAUGGACCAUACAAUGGAAUCCUUCCAAGCAAGUCGUUUUUAAGUUGUUGGUAGUUCCCUGUUGUUGGAUGUCCAUACUUCUCUAGCUCCACCACAAUCUGUUCCUUGCUGAGUCCAUGAACCCAUGUUGUCCGGACCUCCAGCAUCCUUGAUGUUGUAUCUGGAAGUGUGUGUGAUGUAGUCCUCUUGACAGCACUAGUUACACUACUAUGAGUUGUUGUUCCUGCUUGUACUACCAGAUUCGUGGUAACAUAAGUGGGGAUGGUAGUGGUGACUGUUAAAGCUGUUCUAACUGAAGGUUGUGCUACUGGCUUAGCUUGUAAACCCAUAGAUGCUUGGUUUCUGGCACCUGAUUUUUCUUGUUAUCCUUUUUGGGCUUGUCACGAUCUUGCCCAUCAAGUGCACCUUGCCACAGGAAACGUAAUUCCAGCAGAUGUUAAAGAACCUGCCAGAUCUUAACUAAACCAAAAUCCAUCUUGUCGCACUUGAAUGAAAGUUAAAAAGAAUAUAAAACUGAAAAUGAUGCUUCACUAGUCAUUUCAAACAAACAAUACUACCACUGAACUCAGAUCAAAUCAAUAACUGUUUUGGUCAAACACUGUUACUAAAACUAGAUCUACAAUACAAUCACUUAACUCAACACUCAAGUCAAUAAUCAAAUGCAACAAAAAAAACACAACUAUUGCUAAACUCAACACAUGGAGUCAAUAAUCAAACGAUGUUUCAAACAAACAUAAUUAUAACUUAACUCAACAUAACAAUUGUUGAGUCCCUGUUUGGGCGCCAAAAAUCUAUUUGUCUGCAACUGAAACAAGAGAGGAAAAGGAAAUCUCAAACGGGAGUGAACUAUUUUUCCACAACCAAAACAAGGGAGGAAAAGUAUAUCUCAAACUGGAGCAGUCUAUUCGUCCUCAACUGAAACGAGGUGUGAAUUGAGGGAUAAGGAGAAGGUAAUCUUGAAGGAGCGGUCUAUUAGUCCACUACCAAAGAACGAGAGAGAAAUGAGGUAAAUAAAGUGAUAAUUGAAUUUGAGGAAAACUAUUCAAUUGCAAAGAAACGGUUUCAAAAAUUGGUUUAAAAUCUGAAACAACAAUCAAAACAAUGUAUAAAAUAAUACGUAAGUGGAAAUUCAAGAAAACCUCAGGUCAAGUCAGUUAAUAAAAAAAAUACCUAAGAUUUCAAGUAAAUAACUCAAAACACAAGGUUUUUAAAUAUAAUACUGUACCCAGAAACAAUGCAUUAAAAAUUCAACCUACUAAUCACUUAUGGGCUUCAAUAAGUAUGCAAGAAAACGGUCUAAUAGAAUCGGGAAUCUUAAAACGCAACUCUUAUGUUAGUCACCUACUUGGUUUACAGAGUCUUGAUGCACUGGUCAUGCAGUUCAAAGCAGAAAAAAAGGAGCAGUCCUGCCCGAGCCUAUGAAACCAAAUCAUGGACUUUGUACCUUUCCAUUUUUUUCGAACAAAUGCAAUUCAUUUCCCAAAAAUAGAAAAAGCAAGUUCCUUCAUGACACAACAUCCUGGUGUUUUUAAUUAAAAGUAUACAAACUUACCGACAAACCUACUGGCCAACAAUCACUACUUAUCUUUCUUUGUUUACACAGAACAUUCCUCAAUUGAGUACUGAAUAAGCCUUUUAUUAAAUUCUUCCUUAGAAACUAUGUACAUAAAUUCUGUCCAAUAAUUGUAUGACAUGGGCAAUGAGAUUUCAGAAAGCAAAAUGUACUAAUAUUUUUAUAAUUAUUAUAAGUUGAAAGAAUUUUUUAACAAGCAGCCUAUUGUACCAAUCUAAUUGUUUGUUUAGUUUUAAUUUUCAACACCCAUAACAAGUAGCUUGUCCAAGAAUGUAUUAAAUCUAUUGAAUGAAAUUAUGCAAUUUGGUUUUCCUUUUAGGCUGAAUGUGACUCCAAACUUUGCUCAGGUGAUCGAGGUACAUUUGUAUGCACAACACUGUACGGUAAAGAAUUAUUCUAAAUACUUAUAUUUAAAUUUGUGUAAAACUAUUUACAUGAAGAUUAAUGAUGAUAUGCUACUUAAAGUAUGAUUCACGUUCGAAAGUCAGCAUCUGAUUAGAAUUGUUUGCCAUCAUUGUCAGUUAUUUGACGAAGAAGAUAACACUAUCCUCUUCCAACUCCGCACAGAUGUUAAAUUGGCAGGAAUGUUUGCUUUUGGCUUUUAGGAGUGUCUGUUCAGAUGUAAACAAACAAUCUUCAGCUCAUCUAAAUUUGAUAAUGUGGACUAUGAUAAAUCUUGGUUCUUGAUUGAAACAUUUUAUAAAGGCUACCAUAUUUCAGAUUUUAGAUCUACAGUAUAUUGCCUAUUUUUGUAAUAGAAAUAGAAAAUCGAAAUAGACUACUGCAGAAUUUCUAUUCACUUGAGGCUUUGCAUUGUUGUGUGAAUUCUUUUGAAAGUCAUGCUGAUAUAGAAAUUUAACUAACUAGGUAGCCUACUUGAAUACAGAUCAAGUUGACUGACGGCUGAGAAUUACAUCGUUUUGCCAUUUACCGCAGACGGCUGUGCUAAAGUACAAUCCUACCAGAAAUCUAUUUGAAACUGAAACGUUGCUAAUACGCUUCCACCACUGACUGAAACGUGAAUCUCAUAAAGAUGAAGCGCUCUUAUAUCCUCUUUUAUUUUAUUGAAUUAAUCGUUGGAACGAAUUCAGUACAUUCCGAAAGAUACACUAACAACACUUAAUUCACGUUUUUAUAUGAACCUUUUUUUCAAAAGUUACCAACAAUGAUAUUUAAUUCAAAGAUAGAUACCUAACAUGGUGAAACAUUUUUUUUCAGAGCCAUCUUUAGCUGUCUGUGGUCAGAGUAAUUUUUGUGGGAAACUUAUUUUCUUACUCAUUAUAUUAUAUUGCUUUUUGUAUUAUUUUUAUUAUUUGUUCAUUGCUUAGUGUUGAUUUUAAAAUUAUGGAACUAUGUACCUGUAUUUUUAAUGUAUCGUAUAUCCUAUAAAUACUGUAUUAUUUUAUACUGUAAAUAGUAUAUAAUUCUGUAGGUACAAGUGUUAACCAAAAAUGUGUAUGUUUUACCAUAUUGUAAAUUAAUUUUGCUAAUAAAUCUGAUUAAUCAUGUUAUCUCCAAUUUCAUAAUGCUGGUAAAAAAUAUUUUAUUUAAUAAUCAGAAUUAUAUGGUAUUGUAAACUGUUUCAGUUUGUAUAGUUGAUAAUCUAGUAUCUACAUUGUGAUACCGUCUUAUUAUAAAUAUAUGUAAAUAAUAUGGUAAAUAUUUUUUAUAUUUUAUUAAUUGUAAAAAAAAGUCUAGUGGAAAUAAAUUAUUUUUAUUUUUCAAACAGAUCAGUUCAACAUAGCAACGUUUUACUUUGUUUACAAUUUUUAAUAAUUAUUCAUUGUAAAACUUUGAAAACAUUCUGAAUUGUGCUACUUUAAACCAUUUGAAAAAAACUCUAGUCCUUUCCUGGUUCCAUUAAUCAUGAUAAAAUUCUCUUAUUAUAUCAAUUUGAUGGCACGUUAUAAGUUUCAUUUUUAAUUACUUGUGUUGUAAAUAAUAAAUUAUGCCUGCUUUGUGUAUCA